Molecule: messenger RNA, 2630 nt
Organism: Megachile rotundata (alfalfa leafcutting bee)
Lineage: Eukaryota; Metazoa; Arthropoda; Insecta; Hymenoptera; Megachilidae
Source: RefSeq, a predicted model, not a curated record
GACUUAAUCAUGCUCGUAGAAUCAUUUGCAAUUAUUAAGGAAUCAUAAAAGUGCAUUAUUUUAUUUAAAACUGCAAAUUUUUGUUUCGUCAAUUCUAAGGGUGAUCGCUAUAAGACUAGUGCCUGUUUUUCGCGGGAAAGUAUAAAUUUUAAGACACAUGUCAAAGCUAUGCUUUUCAAAAUGCUUUCACCACUUCGAAUUACUCUACAAUAAAUUAUAAUCUUUUAUAUUUUUUUUACAUAGUAAACUAUGUCAAUACUUUCGUUAUGUAUAUAAAUUUCAAUGCAAAUUAUACUAUGAGGAUCAUUAAAUUUCGUACUGAUACAGUUCUUGUAAUUAUCUUUCUGAAAUGUAAAAUGCGAAAUGAAACUUGCCUUUAAAAGUAACCACUUGCAAACAUUUUAUUAUUUAUCGUAAUUAUAGUAAUUUCUGUUGUAAAUUAGGCAUAAUGAGUACCAAUAUAUAAAACAUAGUUGCAAGUGGUAAAAAUCUAAUUCCCUUAGCUGCAUUUCCCCCAGAGAAGAUUUGCACUUGAGUAUACAUCUAAACUCUAAGAAAAAGGAGAUACUUUCGCCGAUAUAUUUUUAACCGGCAUCGAAAUAACUUACCUUAUCAUCGUAUAAAUUGAUUGUUAUACGAUCUUUUGCUAUAUAGAGUUAAUAAGUUUUAUACGAUAAUAGUUUAUAACAAAAUACAAACGAAGUUCCGAAUAAUCGAGAUGUUGGAAGAAGUUGUGAACAGCUGGGCAAUCUUGCAUUCAGUUUUUGAUGUUUCACAUUUUAAACCGAUGGUUCCAAAUUUAUGGGACAAGGAAACGUUUAAUAUACGACACAUGAACGAGAUAAAAGUAAAAAAGUCUGAUGUACUUCUUGGAUACUUAAUACUCUUGUGGGUUAUUUUAUAUUUCAUGUAUGAGAAGUGCCUUAAUUCGUUACUUCGACGUAUGCGCAUUCCAUUGAUGCAGAGAAGUAGAAUAAUCGAGGCUGUGUGGAAUUGUGGAUUUUGCUUUGGCAGCAUUUGUUAUUUGAAGUCAUCCACUAUUAAGACGAUAAACUUUUUCUCUGACGAACGAACAGUAACACACGAAGAGCUAGGCGUUAUUCUACAUAAAAGCUUUUACAUUCAUCGAGCAGGAGUAGAGAUUUUCUGUCAUGGAGCUUGGAUAAAAGGCUGGGCCAACUUGUUGUUCGCAUCUUUUAUUAUGAACCCAUAUCAGGAAAAAUGGUGUACAGUAGUAAGCACUUUUAUGUUUUACAAAGCAUUUGACACUAUAAUAGUAAAUGUCUGUCGUAUUUUAUUAUGUAUUUCACACUUUACUGGAAGAAAAUUACCCAAGUUGUUCUUCUACCUUCAUUGUCUCAGCUGGAUAUAUUUGUAUACAUUAUUUGUUCCAAAAUUAAUGUUAUGGACAGAAAGUGUUAAUCAAACAGGAGCAAGGCUUGGUUUAUGGCUAUGGUUUGUUACAGAGUGCAUAGAUUCGGUGUGGUUCAGACUACUGGGAUGUGCAAAAGCAACCCACUGGCUAGAAAUUUGUCUAUUUCCACCUCCAACUCAAGAAGCAAUUGAACUAGCAGGAAUACAAAAACGACACAGAGACUCCUUAAAGAAGUUAGUCAAUAGAACUUCAAAAAGAACUGAACUAUGGCAAACAUUAUUCUGUGCAGUGGCUAUCAAGAAAAAGAUUAAAAGAAUUCGACAAGCAAAACAAAAUGAGAGUGCGUCGUUAACUGAUUAUACAAAAACAUUAUCUGAAACAAAUGGUAUAGAGGCACCAGAAAAAGGCGAGAAAGAACAGUGAUUACAAUAAGCAAUAUGAUCAGUAUUCGAAGAUUGCAUAAAAUAAUAUAUAUACUAUGCUUACACACUGCAUAGCGACGUUUAUUUCAUAAAAGACAUGCACAUAUUUGCAUAAACAAUAUCUCCGUUUUUAUAAACAUUACGUAUUCAUUAACUUAUAUAUUUACAAGAAACUGAACUGUGAUUUUCUUAAAGCAGCUUGUAAGAACAAUGUUAAUAGCUUACGCAAUUGUUUUUAUAAUGUUUAGUGCUAAGCUACGAAGAGCUCAUUAAUAUAAGGGAAAAUUAUUCAAAUAACACACUGUUCCUAGAUAUAUAAAGUUUUAUUUUCGAUCAUUUUGGAUUGUGUCAAUAAAAUAUAGUACAUGUAUUUAGGCUGAAUUGUUCCACAAUGUUAUACAGUUUAAUGAAAAAUAUUAUAAAUCAAUGUUGUUUGAAUAAAAUUGUAUUCAAUAUUCUGGCAGCGUGUACGCCUCGAUAAUAUCAUAUUUCUAAAAAUUGUUAAAACAUUCGAUUUCAGAAACUUAUUACAUAAAACACUGUAUCAUACAAAUGCACAACACAUUUCUCGAUUCGACAAUAAUUAAUGGUAAAAUUAUUCAAGCGAUCUUAGUUUUAUAUCAAUGUCUAAAUGUAGGGAGAUCUUAUGUUCUUAUCUUCUUAUAAACUGUAGGUACAUAUUUCCUUGCUUAAUUAAAGAGUUAUGUACCAUUAUUUUUCUUUGCAAACGAAUACUGUAUAAGGCGUUUUAAAAUAGGUGUUAAAUGCAAUACAAUUUCGUCUGUCAUGUUUUAUUUGAAACCUGAUACUAAUAAAGAAAAUGACAAGUGUUA